Molecule: messenger RNA, 1050 nt
Organism: Camponotus floridanus (Florida carpenter ant)
Lineage: Eukaryota; Metazoa; Arthropoda; Insecta; Hymenoptera; Formicidae
Product: 52 kDa repressor of the inhibitor of the protein kinase
Exons: 3
Coding region: 106-936 (276 amino acids)
Source: RefSeq, a predicted model, not a curated record
UUUUCUCCCACUCCCAUCAGUAAAUCAGCUGAUUGGAAAAGGGGUUAGGUUAACAGGUGGAAAAUAUCAAGUGUGUUUAUAGCGCACAUAUAAAGAUAAAAAAAUAUGCCAAUGACUUGUAGCAUACUUGGCUGCUCAAGUAGAUAUUCUAAAGAAAAGAAUAUCAAAUUUUUUCGCUUUCCUCUCAAAGAUAAAUGUAGAUUGACAGCCUGGUUGAAUGCCAUAAAAAGAGAAAAUUGGACUCCCAGUAAAUAUGAUACAGUCUGCAAUGAACAUUUUACUGCAAAUGAUUUUUUGCCUUGUCGAGAAGCUUAUAAAACAUUUUUGAGACCAACAGCGGUACCUUCUAUAUUUCCUUCAUCUAUAAAAAGAAAAAAAUACAAAAUCAGGAAAGUAGAUAAUGAAAAUAAGAAAAAUAAGGAGGAUGAUGUAGAGAAAAGUAACAAAUGUUAUGAAACAAAUUUUGCAAAUAUUCACAAUAAUGUAGAUAAUACAAUAGAUAAUAUAAUAGAUCAAAAUAUAAAUGACUCGCAUAUUAAUAUUCAGUUGGAAAUAAAUGAUGAAGCUAUUGAGAAUAUGCAUACAAUAGUAGAUGUAAUAGAAGACCCAAAUAUAUAUAAUGUCAAUGUCAAUAGUAACAUCAUUCUAGAAACAUAUAAUCAAGAGACAGCUGCAAUAGAAGAGCCAACAUCUCCAUCGAUAUGUAAACCGAUGGAAAUUGAAAUAAAACGAGUAAAUGAUUACAAUAGUUUAGACUCUAUAAAAUCGCACCGUAUAAAGAAUUUACCAACUUCUAUCGAAGUAAAUUUGCGCCAUAAGAUUCGCAUGCUACAGCAGAAACUUCGUAGAAGAGAUGCUAAAAUAAUAUAUCUUCGCCGGCUCUUAACACAUUUAAAACAAAAGAAGGAUAUUUUAUCCGUCAUACAACAUUUAUAAGGAAUUGGACAUUAUUACUUUAAAUCAUGUGUGUAAGUAUGUACAAGAUUUUUUUCAUAACAAUUUGUAACAUGCGAAAUCUAUUUAUAAGACAUCUCAACUGAAUAAAUUUUA